AUGAAUCGAGUUGAGCCAAACGAUUCAGGAUUGGGAGCGGAUGAAGAACAGACACCACGUGUCCGUAUCGCUGAAGACCGUCUCCACCGUAGUCGUCGUGGUCCGAAUGGAACGAUGUCCCCGGUCACUGAUGUCAUCGAUGUCCCAAUUGGUCACGCCCACUCGCCAGUGGAUAGCGAAGAAGAUGAUGACGAUUCAAUGGAUUACGAUGAUUCGGAGGAAGGUUCCGAGGAUUCUGAAUCAUCAGAAUCUGAAGGUGAAGAAUGCAAUGAUCAUGGCAUGAAACUUCGCUCGACGCGUGUUGUGAACGGAUGUAUUGACAAGGCGGAGUUCAAGGAACUCGUGAAGGAAAUAAUAGGAGAGGAAGUGCGCGAGGAUGGAGGAAAGUUUAAAAUCCGUUUGGAUGCACUCGACGUGCUGCAGAAGGCCUCCGAGGACAUGUUGGCGGAGUUGUUCGGAAAGGCGAACGAAGUGGCGAAGAUUGGGAAAAGAGAGAAAAUUAAGGCCACCGACAUUCAAGCUGUCCGCCUCUGCGAGUACAUCGCGAAGCAGUCAGGAAGUGAGCGGAACCCUCCGAGAAUCGAAUAA
This is a messenger RNA of Caenorhabditis remanei, 588 nucleotides long. RefSeq lists its product as uncharacterized. The record is from RefSeq and is a predicted model, not a curated record. The coding region runs from base 1 to 588 and encodes 195 amino acids. Gene Ontology annotation, cellular component: nucleosome. Lineage: Eukaryota; Metazoa; Nematoda; Chromadorea; Rhabditida; Rhabditidae. Gene Ontology annotation, molecular function: protein heterodimerization activity; structural constituent of chromatin; DNA binding. The transcript has 3 exons.